AUGAAGAAGAAGGUGCUUUUAAUGGGGAAAAGCGGGUCUGGAAAGACCAGCAUGCGAUCGAUUAUAUUUGCCAAUUAUAUUGCCAGAGAUACACGACGACUGGGUGCCACAAUUGAUGUAGAACAUUCACAUAUUCGAUUUCUUGGCAAUCUGGUUCUCAAUCUUUGGGAUUGUGGAGGGCAAGAGGCAUUUAUGGAAAACUACUUUGCCAGCCAGAGGGACAACAUCUUCCGUAAUGUUGAGGUGUUAAUUUAUGUCUUUGAUGUUGAGAGUAGAGAGUUGGAGAAAGACAUGCAUUAUUAUCAGUCAUGUUUGGAGGCCAUUCUUCAGAAUUCACCUGAGGCAAAAGUUUUCUGUUUAGUGCAUAAAAUGGAUUUGGUGCAUGAAGAACAGAGAGAUAGUAUUUUCCAUGAAAGAGAAGAUGAUUUAAAAAGAUUAUCAAAACCACUACAGUGUACCUGCUUUGCCACAUCAAUAUGGGACGAAACAUUAUAUAAGGCUUGGUCAUCGAUUGUGUAUCAGCUGAUUCCAAAUGUUCAACAGUUGGAAACUAAUUUGGCUCAUUUUGCCAAUGCCAUUGAUGCUGAAGAAAUCCUGUUGUUUGAAAGAGCAACAUUUCUUGUGAUCUCAUAUUGGCAACGAAAACCUCAUCGUGAUGUUCAUCGCUUCGAGAAGAUUAGUAACAUCAUAAAACAGUUCAAGCUCAGUUGUACAAAAGUGGCUGCCUCGUUCCAGAGCAUGGAAGUGCGCAACUCUCAUUUUGCUGCCUUUGUUGAUGCAUUCACCUCUAACACUUACGUUAUGGUCAUCAUGUCUGACUCGUCCAUUACUUCUGCCGCAACCCUUCUCAAUAUCAGAAAUGCCAGACAACACUUUGAGCGUUUGGAAAAAGAAGAGCUCUCUCGAACACCAAUGGUCACUCGGUAG
Messenger RNA from Acanthosepion pharaonis, 927 nucleotides. NCBI's taxonomy places the organism in Eukaryota, Metazoa, Mollusca, Cephalopoda, Sepiida, Sepiidae. The record is from the annotation of a GenBank genome assembly.